Molecule: messenger RNA, 3207 nt
Organism: Aspergillus calidoustus
Lineage: Eukaryota; Fungi; Ascomycota; Eurotiomycetes; Eurotiales; Aspergillaceae
Source: the annotation of a GenBank genome assembly
AUGCCCCGCAGAAAGGCAGAAAGAGGCGACUCGGAUUCCUCCAUGCACGACGCAGGACAGGCCUCGGACCGGGAAGCCAUCGGAUCAGACGGUGAAGCGCAGGCGCUAGCCGCUGACGCAUUCCUUCUGCAGAAAUCGGGGCGUCCCAGGCUUCCGGUGGGAGGAAAGAAGAUCGCCCGCGAGCGCAAGAUCGUCCGCGACACCAACACUACGCUGACCCCCGGCACGGCCAAGCAGAGACUCGCUGCCAUCCUCUACCGGCGCGGAGAUCUGGUCGAGAAUCCGUGUGCGCAGUGUGCCGGCACGGGAGGGACCUUCACGCAGUGCGUCGCCGUGACCGGAUUCCAGCAUAGCGCGUGCAGCAACUGUCUCUGGGCGAACAGGGCCUGCUCGCUGCGCAGCACCGAAAUCCAGUCGAGUGCUGGACUUGGAAGCCAGUACAGCCAUCCACGCAAUCUAACCCCUGUCGAUCUGGACGUACUACGCUCUCUGACCGUUUCCCAGCGAGAUGACGUCGAGGAGGGUGACGAGGAGACCUGCAACUGGGUCUUGGGAUCGGCGGCCUACAGGCGUUGGGCAUCCGGGAAGUCCGGCGUACUCUGGAUCAAAGGCAAGCCAGGAUCCGGAAAGUCGACGCUCAUGUCAUUCCUAGCUCUGGCCGCGCAGGAAGACGGAAAGGUCGUGCUCAAGUUUUUCUUCAAUGACACGGCCUCGGAGCCGCCAUCUACCGCAUCCAACCUGCUCCGCUCGUUGCUCGCACAGCUCUACCACCAGGACGAGGCUGUACGCCCCGAGAUCCGCAAAUUGUUUGUCGAGAAAUAUGGCCUGGUCGGGGGUGAUAAAGACAGCGUGGUUUGGCAACAGGCGGAACUCGAGAGCCUGUUACAACGUGCUGUUGUUGAAGCAGCCCAGAGGCGACCCGUCGCUGUCUUUGCGGAUGCACUGGACCAGGCGGGGGCGCGGACAGGUACCGAGCUCGCCUGCUACUUUGACAAGAUCAUUGAUGCUCUCCCCUCCAACAACCUUAGCUGCAAGAUCUUAGACGAGUGCAAUGGCGACAGCAUCGAGGCAUUCGUUCGCGAGGCCCUCUUGAAGCACGAUCUAGUCCCCGAUCAGCCGGUGGAGGUCAAGGAGGCGUGGAAGAACCUUACACAGCAGCUGAUUUCGUCCGCAAAGGGGAUUUUCCAAUGGCUGCUCCGACAGGUCCCUCAAGAGCUACAGGCCAAGUAUCGACGGAUCAUCGAAACCACGAUUGAGCACCCGGAUUGCGAAGACGCCUAUCUGUUGUUUCAAUGGGUUUGCUUUGCACAACACCCUCUCACCGUGGCUGCGCUGCCUUCUGCGAUGGCGAUCCAGGCUAUCAUUCCUAAGAAGUUUGGGGCCGUUUGGCGGCAUACACGCCACCUCUUCGCCAGUGAAGCGGAGACCAAGAGGCGGAUCAUCCGCUUGUCUGGAGGCCUGCUCGAGACUGGACCGGCGCCCUAUGGAACCGGAGAGUGCCCCCAAUUCAUCCACCCAUCUGCCAAAGAAUUCUUCCUUGAACGAGGUCUCUGCCUGCUCUUCGGCCGCGUGCCCCUCUGGAACCGGCUGGCGCUAUUCAAAGACCUCGAGGAGGAUCAAGAUUUCGAUACCCACAACCUGGUUUGCCACGCCAUGCUCUAUCGUGCAUGCUUGCAUUGGCUUUACGGUUCCCCAUACCUGCAAUAUCUCCCCGCGGAUCCACAGGACGCAGAGGUCGAGGAUCUCUUCAAGCGCUCGCCCUUCUCAGAGUAUGCCGCACAGAGCAUCUUCCUCCAUGCUAAACAUGCAGGGGACCGCAGAGCCGCGUCGAUUUUUCUGCACCGGGAGCUCGCCGCGCUCCAACAGAUCUUCCCCAAAUGGAGGCGGUUGUUCGCCGUGGCCAAUCGCGUAGUAUCUGGGCAGGGGCUCUCGAUUUCCCCCUGGUCACUCUUAUCCGCCGCGUGCAGCGCCAACAUGGCAGACCUCGUCGUCCACAUUUAUGAAAUGGGUCAGAAUCUCGGUCCCCCCGACGCUUUGGGCAACAACACGCCACUCCACGUUGCGGCUGGGAAAGGGCAUGUGGAAACUGCAAGAGCUCUGUGGAAUUACGGUGCCCACUGGCAGUCCAAAAACAGCUCUGGCGACACCCCCUUCACAGUGGCAGCCUUGCGCGGUGAGCUCAAGUUUAUCGAAUGGGCAGCGGCGGAGUGCCAUGGCGAGCUGACCUCGAACGAUUUGAAUACCGGGCUGGUCAAGGCCGCAGCAGCGGGGCACGGAGGCGUUGUUGAAGCCCUCCUCAGGCUGGGAGCGGAUCCCAACCAUUGCCAUUCGAGCCUAGGUACCCCGCUGGCUGCCGCAAUGCGCGCGACGCGUGAUAAGAACAUGCUGAGAAUGCUUCUGCAUGCAGGCGCGGAUGGGGAGGCGCAGCUCCGAUUAGCAGAGGAAGGAGACCAGGAUACCCAGCUUCUGUCCGAGGUCAUCGCCGAGGGCGGCUUUGUAGCCAGGGUGGGGCCACCCCCUAGCAGGAUCAAGCGCAGUAGCCCCUCUGCUGCUGACGACGAGACCGACACCCGAAAGCGCAGCCGCGGUUCCCGUACCGUUUUUGACGAUCACGGACCCGGCGGCAACAUUGAGCCGAAGAACGAUGACUUUCGCAUUGGCAACAUGAAGUUCGCCAACCAUGGAACUGUGGGUAUUCAAUCUGCGGGGACCCCUGACAUGCAGGGCACCACAUUCUACCUGGAUUGUCAAUCGCCAGAGCCUCCGGCCCCGGGGAGCAGGGUAUUCAGAGUGGGGAGCUACUCUCAAGGACCCCAAGACUCUCAGGGCAGGACAUCCAACGUGGGAACCCAGUCUCUAGGAUCCGAAGACUUGCGAGGCGCAACCUUCUACGUGGGCUGUGGGCCUGAACGAAGUACCCCUGCUGCUGCUGCUACUGCUGCUCCCGCUGCCGGCGACGACAGAGGAACACAAAGGCGCCGCCGCCGUGGCCGUGCCAUUUUCCGCAAUCAUGGUACAGUUAUUGGCAACGCGAGCCACCCGACCUGGGGGACCGUGCGAGAACCUGCGGAUGGUGACGAGGGCGAGGAUGAUGGCGAUGACGAUGACAAUGACGACGGGGAGAGUGCGGUCUUCGAGAAUUAUGGCGGCAGUGUCGGUACUCAAGCAAUAACCAGAACAUCACGGGCGGCGUCUACAUCCUCAUGA